GCGGCUAGACAUGGAGCCCGACAGGCCUAAGUAUGUGGUGUACGUGUUACCACUAGAACAAUCCAGAUUCUAUGUUGGCCAAACAAAAAAACGCAACUUUGAGACAAGAAUGCAACAACAUCGAGAUGGGCGAGGAGCUGCAUUUACCAGUCGCUUCAGACCCAUCAUUGGUCAAGCCUGGAUCGAUUCGCAUCACUCUGAUGAGCAAACAGCGUGUUUCACAGAGAUGACAACAACAUUACAGCUAAUGGAAAAGUAUGGCAUUCGUUUUGUGCGAGGAGCACAGUGGUGUGCAGUGGAGAUCGAUGCUGCUACAAAAGCUGAAAUUCAGAAACAACUUGACCAAAUCAAUAAUCGAUGCUUUGUGUGCCACCAACCAGGCCAUGCUGCCACUAGAUGUCCAAACGCAGCAGCAACAGCAGCAGCAGUACCAGCACCAGUACCAGUACCGGCAGCAACAGCAGGAGGUCACAUGGUCCGAGACUAUUGUGCAAUGACUGAUGCUCCAGGACAGCGACUGCAAGAUGAUUGCUGCUUUCGUUGUGGCCGUCCUGGUCACAUGGUUCGUAACUGCUAUGCAACGACUGAUGUUGAAGGACGGCAACUGCUAGAUGACAACUCUGAUUCCUCUGAUUCUGAUGAUGAUUACUGCUUUCGUUGUGGCCGUCCAGGCCACUGGGCUAAUGAAUGUUAUGCAAGAACAGACGUGUCUGGUUGCCCGCUUUAAACAACAGCAGGAUCACAUGUGAAAUCUCCCAGAUGUGACUGUUAUUUGGUGCUUUUGACUUCUUUAACUUCAUGUGUUUUACAUGAUUAUCACAAGUAGUGAGAGUUACGUAGCCCAACCGCUCCCCUUGUUGUACGCCAAAGGUCUGGCCACACGAGACUAGUCUAAACCUUAGAGUAAACGCAAAUUAUAAUGUGCUAUCUUAAUUUUUAAUUAAUAGAUUUUGGUUAAUUAAUUGAGUUAAUUAAUCCAGUUUU
This is a messenger RNA of Corticium candelabrum, 984 nucleotides long. RefSeq names its product DNA-binding protein HEXBP-like. Bases 11 to 727 code for a protein of 238 amino acids. NCBI's taxonomy places the organism in Eukaryota, Metazoa, Porifera, Homoscleromorpha, Homosclerophorida, Plakinidae. The transcript has 2 exons. The record is from RefSeq and is a predicted model, not a curated record. Gene Ontology annotation, molecular function: zinc ion binding; nucleic acid binding.